Messenger RNA from Chelonus insularis, 588 nucleotides. RefSeq lists its product as uncharacterized. Gene Ontology annotation, cellular component: cytoplasm. The transcript has 3 exons. The record is from RefSeq and is a predicted model, not a curated record. Bases 1 to 588 code for a protein of 195 amino acids. Gene Ontology annotation, molecular function: ATP binding; DNA binding; hydrolase activity. Lineage: Eukaryota; Metazoa; Arthropoda; Insecta; Hymenoptera; Braconidae.
AUGAGUGCUGAUUUAAGAAAACCAUGGGAUAAAGAUAAAAAACUAACUGUAUUCUUGGUAAAUACAGUUCCUUUAGUCAAUCAACAUUCGUUCUUACCAUUGCCACGAAUAAAUCUCAUUAUUUUUGAUGAAUGUCAUCAUGGAGUCAAAGAUCAUCCAAUGCGGCAGAUAAUGAAAUCAUUUGAAGUUUUUGAUGAAGCUCAACAUCCAAAGAUAUUGGGUUUGACAGCAACCUUAAUAAAUUCUAAUAUUAAUGCUAUCAAGUUACAGUGCCACAAAUUGCUACUGAAGCUCAACUUGGAUCUAUAUCAGCAUCAGAAGAUCAAGAUUCGUGGGAAAACUCUGCAUUUCUCUGAUGAUGAGAUACCUAGUGACGAAGAAGCUACAAAUGAAAAUAUUGAUGAUACUGAUGAAUACGGUACACACAUUGAGGAUAUCUUAGAUGACACUGAUGAUCAUGAUACUGUAAAGGAAGAUACCAAAAUUGAAGCAGAUAUAAAUAUCUUAAGCUUAAAUAAAAACGUUUAUCGAUGGACGAGUAUGAAAGAACCGAGCGAUUUAGAACGAAAUAUUUCAAAAAAUUUCUAA